Molecule: messenger RNA, 984 nt
Organism: Fusarium redolens
Lineage: Eukaryota; Fungi; Ascomycota; Sordariomycetes; Hypocreales; Nectriaceae
Exons: 5
Coding region: 1-984 (327 amino acids)
Source: RefSeq, a predicted model, not a curated record
AUGUCACGAAACGUCUGCAUCACCGCCGUAGACGGCAACACCGGCUUUCUCAUCGCCGAACUAAUCCUCAAACACCGCGACUUCUCCCGCAAAGUCAACUCCGUCAUCGGUCUAACCCUACACCCCGACUCCCCAAAAGCAAAAGAACUCCAAGACCUCGGCGCCAAAAUCGUCACCCACGAGCCCGGCCGUCUCCGGGUAAUGGCCAAAACCCUACAAGACACUGGCUGCGACACCAUCUGUCUCGUUCCCCCUGCUCAUGAGCAUAAGCUUGAGAUCAGUGAGGAGCUCGUUCAUGCAGCGAAGAAGGCGGAUGUUCCGAAUGUGCUGCUUAUUAGUUCGGCGGGGUGUGAUUAUGCAGAGAGGGGAAAGCAGCCGCGUUUGAGGGAGUUUAUUGAUUUAGAGACGCUGGUCAUGGAGGCUAAGGGGGAUCCGAAUGUUUCGACGGGGACGUCGCCUUGUAUUAUUCGGGCUGGGUUUUAUGCCGAGAAUCUUUUACUGUAUGCGCAGCAAGCUAAGUCGGAGGGUCUUCUUCCACUUCCAAUUGGCGAAUCCCACAAGUUCGCGCCUGUUGCACUUGGUGACGUUGCUCAAGUCGCAGCUCAUGUUUUGACUGGCAAGGGCAAGCAUGGCUUCGAUGACCGUCACCGUGGGCAAAUGAUGGUCGUAACCGGCCCCAUGCUCUGCGCAGGCAAAGAGCUCGCAGCCGCUGCUAGCAAAGCUCUUGGCGCCGAACUUCAGUUCGAGAACAUCUCUCAUGCCGAAGCCAAGAGAGUUCUCAAGUCCCAGUCUGAGAUCGACCCAUCCGAGCAGCAGUAUCUUCUCGAGUACUAUAGCCUCGUCAAGGAGGGCAAAACCAAUUACAUCUCAACCACUGCUUUCCACGAUGUGACUGGCGAGCAUCCUACCGAGCCGGAGAACUUCUUCAAAAUCUACGAGGGGGAAAUGAGGCCUAAGAAGAAGGCUAAGCAUGAGCAUAAGUGA